Molecule: messenger RNA, 4305 nt
Organism: Onychostoma macrolepis
Lineage: Eukaryota; Metazoa; Chordata; Actinopteri; Cypriniformes; Cyprinidae
Gene: shkbp1
Product: SH3KBP1 binding protein 1
Exons: 18
Coding region: 180-2618 (812 amino acids)
Biological process (GO): protein homooligomerization
Molecular function (GO): protein binding
Source: RefSeq, a predicted model, not a curated record
UUAUUUUGAACGUCAGCGCGUCUCAACUUCCGCACGAAAUAUUAUGUGACAACAUCCGCUCCUCCGCUGUUUCCUCACUACCGCUAGUAAAAUUAAACAGCUUUUUAUUAUGAAGUUAAUAUUAAUACCUACUUAAAAAGACGAUAAACUAUGAACGUUUUGCCUUAAAAGCGAAAAUCAUGGCGAGGAUCGGCGAAAUCAUUCAUCUUAACGUCGGGGGCAAAAGGUUCAGUACCUCCAGACAGACUCUGACAUGGGUUCCUGACUCGUUUUUCUCAAGUUUACUAAGUGGACGGAUAUCAACACUUAAAGAUGAGACUGGAGCGAUAUUCAUUGACAGAGAUCCGUCUCUGUUUGCUCCUAUUCUCAACUUUCUGCGCACUAAAGAGCUUCACCCCAGGUCCAUAGAUGUGCACUUAUUAAUGCACGAGGCAGAGUUCUAUGGGAUCACGCCGCUGGUGCGAAAGCUGCAGCUGUGUGAUGAGUUGGAUCGCUCCUCCUGCGGGAACGUGUUGUUCAAUGGCUACCUGCCUCCGCCAGUGUAUCCGGUGAAGCGCAGAAACAGGCACAGUGUGGCAGGACCCCAGUUCAUGGGUGGCCGUGCGGGGCCGGUGGAAAGGGCCCCUGUGAGGAGGAGUAACACAAUGCCGCCUAACCUGGGCAACGCUGGCAUACUGGGCAAAGCUGCCAUGGAGGAGAGAAUGACAGGUCUGAUCUCUGAUCCAGGCAUGGUCAGAAUCAUAUGUGGUCAUCAUAACUGGAUUGCUGUGGCUUAUGCCCAGUUUGUGGUCUGUUACAGGGUUAAAGAGUCGACUGGAUGGCAGCAGGUGUUCACCAGCCCUCGGCUGGACUGGGUGAUUGACAGGGUGGCUCUCAAUGCCAAAGUCAUGGGCGGUUCUCUAGGCGACAACGAUAAGAUGGUUGCCGUUGCAUCGGGCACAGAAAUCAUACUGUGGGCAAUCUGUCCCGAUGGAAAUGGCAAUGAAAUUGGUGUGUUCAGUUUGAAUGUGCCGGUGGAGGCUUUGUUCUUCGUUGGAAAUCAGCUCAUCGCCACCAGCCACACGGGCAAAGUGGGAGUAUGGAACGCUGUCACUAAACACUGGCAGAACCAGGAUGUGGUUCCUAUCAACAGUUAUGACACCGCCGGAUCGUUCCUCAUUUUGGGAUGCAAUAAUGGAUCUAUUUACUAUAUUGAUGUCCAGAAGUUUCCGUUGCGGAUGAAAGAUAAUGAUCUGUUGGUGACUGAGCUGUAUCGAGAUCCCAGUGAAGAUGCUAUUACUGCGCUAAGUGUCUACCUGACACCCAAAACAAGUGACAGUGGGAACUGGAUCGAGAUUGCGUAUGGCACUAGUUCAGGCACGGUGCGUGUCAUAGUGCAGCAUCCAGAGACGGUGGGAUCCGGUCCACAGCUCUUCCAGACCUUCUCCGUCCACCGCAGCCCUGUUACCAAGAUCAUGCUGUCCGAGAAACAUCUCAUCUCUGUGUGUGCAGACAACAAUCAUGUCCGUACCUGGACGGUGACGCGUUUCCGAGGCAUGAUCUCCACUCAGCCUGGCUCCACCCCCCUUACUUCCUUUAAGAUCCUCUCAUUGGAUGAUAUUGACGGCCAUGGAGGCUGUGCUGCUGGCACUGAAAUAGGUCCGUAUGGGGAACGCGACGAGCAGCAGGUGUUUAUCCAGCGUGUGGUUCCUGACACUGAUAAACUCUACGUAAGGCUCUCCUCCAAUGGAAAGAGGGUGUGUGAGGUGCGUUCGGUGGACGGGACCGCCAUCACGGCGUUUGUGGUGCAUGAGUGUGAGGGAUCCAGCCGCAUUGGGUCCAGGCCCCGCCGGUACCUCUUCAGUGGACACAGCAACGGCAGCAUCCAGAUGUGGGACCUGACGACGGCGAUGGAGAUCGCAGGGAAAGUGGAUAUCAAAGCUCUCGGCGGUCCCACUGAAGAGGAGUUACUGGAGCUUUUGGACCAGUGUGAUCUGGCGCUGACCCGAACACCAGACAUGAGUCCUGCCGCGUCUCUCACACACUCCUCACGCAACUCCAUGUGCAGUCUUCAGUCUCAGUUCAGUGAAAUGGGUCGAGCUGCCGGUGUUUUUCGGGGUCCGGUUCCUCUGACCGGUAGUCUGCCCCGUCAGGCCCCGCUGGUUCCCCUCAGCAAACCCCGCGAGCCGCUGCACCUCGGCCUCAGCCAGUCGUCUCUGGCCAGCAGCGACGGCCUCGGCUCCAUCCGCAGGGGCAGCUUUGUGGAGCGCUGUCAGGAGAGAGCCAAGAGCUCGGACACGGCCGGCCUGGACGGGGGCAGACGCAGUUUAGCUGUGUGCAACGAGCUCGAAGCGCGACUCGGCCUCAGAAUGCAAUCGUCAUUCUCCACACCUUCAUCAUCAUCGUCCCCGUCAGCAUCAGCAGCAGCAGCGUCCAUGAGAAGACCAGCUUCGGCAGCACCAAGUCCUGCUCCUUCACCGCUCAGUCCAGCCAGAUCACAAACGCCCGUGUCUCCAAGACGACCCCUGACCUCUCCGACCAGUGAGAGCCCGUCCAAUGAGAAUGUACCUGGACAAGAAAGCCCCGCCUCUUCAUCUUCCACCAGCCCCAAACCUCAUAUGAAUGAAACCAGCUUCUGAGAGGAAGGUCAACACAGUGGACACAGGAAAAAGAAAAAAAAUGGAUUAGAUUGAAUGUUCUACCCAGCAACAGAAAUACAGAAUUAGUCAUUGAAAAGUGUUUGUGUAUAAAUACACACAGAUAAUUAUAUGUAUACUUCUUUUAGAGCAGUAUUCUUAAUAUCAGAGAAUACACACACACACACACACACACACACACACACACACAUAUAUAUAUAUAUAUAUAUAUAUACACAUAAUUAUUAUUAUUAUUAUUUUUUUUCAGAAUUUUAAAUGAUUCAUUUUUUAGAUUAAAAUUGUAUCUAUAUUGAAUAUCAUUUAUAUAUGAUAUUCACAAAAACUGAAGUAAUUUAAAAUUCUGAAGUAUAACAUAUUAUAGCAUUUACAAAAUAUAUUUCUUUUGGAACAGUAUUCUCAGUAUCACAGGGUGCCUUAUAAUAUAGAAUGUGGAGUUAUUAUGAGAAUAUGGAAUGUCACAUGUAAAUGUUGAAAAAAAUGCCCGUUCCACAAGAAAACAAACAAACAUAGCAAUUUUUUUUAUUUUUUUGGCAUGUUAACAUACUUCCCAAACGUAUGGAACUAAAGACAGCUGAACAUCACUGGAAAGUCGAAACACUGUGUCUCUGGUGCUGUUAAAACAUUGAUCGACCAAUCGAGUGAGAUUGGGGCGGGGCUGUGUGUUUAGCCAGCCAAUGACAGGAUAGGGGCGUGUCUAAGCAGCCUAUUUGAAAAGGGUCGUUAUUUGAUCAGUUUCAUUAAGUAAUGCUGCUGGUGCAGGAGUCGCACGUCAUCAUCUCGAGGCUGUGUCACACUGGCUAAUAUUACUGCAUGAUCUCAAACUGUGUGAAUGCUGUUCAGACUGACAGGGUUAUGUAAUUACUACUCGACUGCUCAUUUAUUAAUGCUCCAUGCUGCUUCUGACAUCUGUCGAGCAGGAUGGGCUAAUGUAUAUAUAUUACAGUGUAAUGGUAGCAAAUAAGAUGCACACAACAGAUGAAUUUAAACCAAUGCUUAUUUUCCAUUGUACUAAAAAUUCACUUUUAAUAUCUGAAAACAGAAAAUGUGCAUUAUAAAUUAAGAGUAUUAGUUAUAUUGUCUGAUGACAGUAAUAAUAAUACAAAUAAAUAUCAGACAAUUAUCUGAUAUCGCUGUAAAGAAAACUCAUGGUUGAUGUCUGCAAUAAGCAGUUUACAGGUGGUUCUUCUAAAACCAAAAUAAAUUAACAUGUAAAAAAUUUAAAUUAAAUUGUAUAUGUUAAUAACUAACAAAAUCAUGUGUAAUGCAUUGCAUAAUAGAGCGAGAGAUGAAUAGUGUAUGUAGUGCUUGCAGCUCUGUUACAGGCAACACAAUGUAUAUAUAAUCAGCACUUUCCGUUACGCCUCAGAGGACCGCUGUGUGUCUUCACUGCUGUCGGAGGAUCAGUGUGCGUUCGAGACGGUAAACCGUGGCUGUUACUAUAGUAGAAACAUGUAUCACAUCUUAAAGUCCGCUAGAAUUUGAUUGUUGGAAUAUGAAGUCUGAAUGUUCACUGUAUUCAUAUCAUCUCCUUUUUUGUUCAAAUAUAACUGAGUAUUUUACCCUGUUUAUGACAAGCUUGAAAAUGUGGCAUCUCUGCCAGAUAUUGUUAUGGUAUAUUGGUUUUUACAUUACCAGUAUCAUUCCUAAAUAAAUCUGAAAAAGUUGUGAA